AUGUCUCCCAAUAACCAACCGAUAGAUCCUGACUGGCCACCAGGAACUGUUCGGAUCGAAGACUAUUCCGAAUCAAGUCAGACCUCAGAUGUUAUUUUAGAGCCAAAGCCCAGCAACGAUCCAAAUGACCCUCUGAAUUGGCCGCAAUGGCGGAAGUACUUGAACUUCGGUUUAGUCUCCUACUAUGUGAUGAUGGUUCUUGCACUAAUCGAUGUGGCAACGGUGACGUGGGGAUCAGUCAACCUAGAGCUCGGCUUCAGCUUUGCCCUGCUGAAUGACAGUUAUGCUGCAGGAUGUGGUGCAUUGUGCAUUGGCGGAGUGAUCCUCAUCCCCUUUGCACUAAAGUUUGGCCGACGACCAGUUUACAUCUUCAGUACUGCAGUUCAGUGCGGAAUCAGUGUUUGGUCUGCGAAGAUGCAGACUGUCGCAGACUUGAUGCUGGUCAAUGUUCUGAGCUGUAUAGUUGGGGCUCUAGCAGAGGUCCUAGUGCAGAUGACUGUUGCUGAUGUCUUCUUUGUUCACGAAAGAGGUCUCAUGAAUACAAUCUACUUCUGGUUCAUGACAGUCGGAGCGACUUUGGCACCCCUCGCCGGUGGAUUCAUCACUCUUUCACAAGGCUGGCGCUGGGUUUGGUGGUGGAUGGCUAUCCUCUUUGGAGCUGGACUCGUCGGCUUCGUUUUCUUCUACGAGGAGACUAUGUUCGGUGACCCACCUAUCAACGGAGUGCCCGUUUCCGAGAUACAGUCCACGGAAGCAACAAUGCACAAAAAGGAUAGUAUCGAGGCAGCAGCAGUCGAAGGGAUUUGCAUCCCACAUGCUGUCGCAGUUAAGGCCGAGGCUGUUGAGAUUGACCACUCAAUACCAGAAAAGACUUAUCUUCAAAAACUGGCUUUUUGGUCUAACUCGCCGAUGCCCUUUGGUCAAUUGCUAAAGCACAGCUACCAGCCUUUCUUAAUUCUGUUCAGUGUCCCGGCCGUAUUCUUCAUGGCCGUCGAAUAUGGAAUCAUGACGGCCUGCACCACCGUCCCGGUCACUACUCUCUCAUCGGUCAUGACAUUACCACCUUACAAUUUUGGGUCCGCCCAGAUUGGGCUGAUGGGAAUCCCACCAUUUCUCGGUACCACCAUAGGGACGCUGGUUUGUGGACCACUGAGCGACUAUAUCGCUCUAUACCUGGCGAGAAGGAAUAACGGAGUCUUCGAACCAGAGAUGCGUCUUUGGCUGUCAUUGAUCUUCACACCAUUCGUCCCAGCGGGUCUUUUCAUGUUUGGAAUCGGUUUAAACAAUGGAUCCCACUGGCUCUUACCGGCAUUUGGGCUUGGCAUCUGUGGAUUUGGUGUUGUCCCGCCCAGCAGUGCCGCAUUGACUUACCUGACUGAUGCAUACACUGAUAUUAUUGCAGAUUCGAUUGUUGGUGUGACUUUUAUACGCAAUCUUAUCUCCACCGUAUUCGUUUUUGCACUUGCUCCCUGGGUUGAUCGGGUCGGGUUGACAUGGUUCUACGUUACUUUCGGCCUUAUUUCCACAUUGGUUCUUCUUGGAAACUUUAUAUUCAUUUACUUCGGCAAGAAAUUUCGAGUGAUGACCGCGGGAAGAUACCGCCAAUAUAGUGAAGACAACCUGGUAUUGAGGGAGAAUUGA
Penicillium pulvis is the source of this 1641-nucleotide messenger RNA. RefSeq lists its product as uncharacterized. The transcript has 5 exons. The record is from RefSeq and is a predicted model, not a curated record. Bases 1 to 1641 code for a protein of 546 amino acids. Lineage: Eukaryota; Fungi; Ascomycota; Eurotiomycetes; Eurotiales; Aspergillaceae. Gene Ontology annotation, molecular function: transmembrane transporter activity. Gene Ontology annotation, biological process: transmembrane transport.